AUGGAAAUCAACGACUUGCACGCUUUUCCAUUCGAUAAACGAAAUUGCACACUGAUUUUCUUCAACGAAGAUUCUCGAGCUCAGUGGUCUGGCGUUACAUCGAUAACUAUACCGAGAAUCGGAUGGGGUGUAUGGAAGGUAGUGGAAUGCGAACGACUCGGCAAAACAAUCAUUUUGAGUCUAAAGAGGUGA
This is a messenger RNA of Gongylonema pulchrum, 192 nucleotides long. NCBI's taxonomy places the organism in Eukaryota, Metazoa, Nematoda, Chromadorea, Rhabditida, Gongylonematidae. The record is from the annotation of a GenBank genome assembly.